AACUGAGGAAAUACAAAUCCCAUGAUAACGUGAUGUGUGCUCGGUGGCGAGCCAUAGCCGGUGUGGGAGUACUAUGUGGCCGAUGCUUUAAGGACAUUACGGUGUUAAACAUUAACUGGAGCCUCGGCUUGGGGUGGCUGGCGGUGACAUUUAAUUCCUUUCACAUCCAGCUAUCAGUCUGAAAGGAUUUUCCGGGAGGCUCUGCCCAGCCUGGCCGCCCUGUGAAGCCUGUGCCGAGGCGGGCUGCGGAGCGCGGUGCGCGGUUCGGAUCGCUAGGCGCAGGUCCGUAGGUGAGCAGACGGCGGCCAGCAUCCACAAGCUUGACGGAUACCACCAGCACGGUUUAAUAACCGAUUUUCCGAACAGGAGUGGCACAGAUCCAGACAGAUUGUGAUUAUGCCCGUCCCUGAUCUUACGGUCACGGCCAUGGAGCUUUCAGCUGCUAAGGAUACUGGCGCCGCCCUGGUGUACAGAGUGGAACGCCCCGUGUACAGCGAGGGGCACUUGGAGAGGGAGCUGUUACACAGGAAGACGAGGAGGCAGGAGCCCUUCAAGGAGAAGCUUGCUGGGAGGCUCCGCUGUUCCUCAGAGAAGGCCAAAAUGACCCUGCACAGCUUACUGCCCAUCCUGUCCUGGCUGCCCUCCUACCCUGUCAGAGAGUACCUGUUUGGGGACCUUGUCUCAGGCCUGAGCACGGGCGUCAUGCAGCUGCCCCAAGGUCUGGCCUAUGCAAUGCUAGCUGCUGUGCCUCCGGUCUACGGCCUGUACUCCUCCUUCUACCCCGUCCUGCUCUACACCUUCUUCGGCACGUCCAGGCACAUAUCAAUGGGCACUUUCGCGGUGAUCAGCUUGAUGAUCGGCAGUGUUGCCAUGCGAGAGGCUCCCGAAGACAUGUUCCAUAUUCAGGCUCCAAAUGGCACCAACGCCACUGUGGUCGACACGGAAGCCCGCGACGCCCACAGGGUCCAGAUAGCAGUGGCGCUAACCUGCCUCGUGGGCAUUAUUCAGCUGUUCCUGGGCCUCCUACGCUUCGGAUUUGUGGCCAUCUACCUCGCCGAGCCUCUGGUGCGCGGCUUCACCACGGCCGCCGCCGUCCACGUCUUUGUGUCGCAGCUGAAGUACCUUCUGGGAAUCCAGACAAUGCGGUUCAGUGGGGCCCUCUCAGUGAUCUACAGCUUUAUUGAGGUGAUGAAGAACAUCACCAGCACCAACCUCACCACAAUCACCGUGGGGCUGACAUGCAUCGUGUUCCUGUAUUCCAUCAAAGACCUGAAUGACCGCUUCAAAAAGAAGCUUCCGGUGCCCAUUCCGGGGGAAAUCAUAGUGGUCAUCGUCUCCACUGGGAUCUCCUACGGAGUCCAGCUCUCCUCCAACUACAACGUGGAUGUUGUUGGAAAUAUCCCUGUGGGACUCCUUCCUCCAGCGCUGCCAGAUCUCUCUGUUUUUCCCAACCUGGUGACUGACGCCGUCGCCGUCGCGGUUGUGGGAUUCUCCAUGGCUAUUUCCCUGGCUAAGAUCUUUGCUCUUAAACACGGCUACAGCGUAGAUGGAAACCAGGAGCUCAUAGCGCUGGGCCUGUGUAACCUCACCGGCUCCUUCUUCCGCACCUUUACCAUCACCUGCUCCAUGUCCCGCAGCUUGGUACAGGAGAGCACGGGGGGCAGGACGCAGAUUGCCGGACUGCUGUCCUCGCUGGUCGUCCUCCUGGUGGUGGUGGCCAUCGGCUUCAUGUUUGAGCCACUGCCUCAGACUGUGCUGGCUGCUAUCAUCAUGGUGAACCUUCUGGGCAUGUUUAAGCAGUUCCAGGACAUCCCUGCGCUGUGGGGGACCAGCCGCAUCGAGCUGGCAAUCUGGAUGGUGGCCUUUGUAGCGUCGGUUCUGUUGGGGCUUGAUUACGGGCUGCUGGUGGCCAUCGGGUUUGCCAUCCUCAGCGUCAUCUACAGAACGCAAAGCCCAAAGAAAACGAUACUUGGCGAGAUCCCCGACACAGGCAUAUACUGUGAUGUGGAGGAGUAUGAGGAGGCUACUGAACGUGUUGGGAUUAAGAUAUUCCAAUCCAACACCUCUAUCUACUUUGCAAACAGUGAUCUCUAUGUCGGCGCCCUCAAGGAGAAGACGGGGGUUGAUCCAAGUGUUAUGCAGGCGAUAUAUAAAUCCUGCCGGCAGAAGAAACAGCGGAAAGAGAGGGAUGCACAGGACCAUACAGGGCCCCCGAUAAGGGACUCUGUGGUUAAGCUGAACAUAGAGACGGGUAUCACUCAGGAGGUGCUGGACAUGGACGGGCCAGAGCCGCAAGAGAACGGGCAGCUGGUGGAGGGCGCCGCUGAGUCGGACUGGGAAGAGAGCAGCAGCUUCCUAGGGGCACUGGGCCCAGUACGGGCCAUCAUCCUGGACUUCACGCCCGUCAGCUUUGUCGACUCAGUUGGAGCCAAGGCCAUCAAGGCUGUGAUGAAGGAAUACGCAGAGGUCGGUGUUGAGGUGUUUAUCGCUGGCUGCAGUGGCCCCCUACUGGCCGACCUUCGCGCCCUCAAGUUUUUCGACAGAGCUGUGACCACAGAGCUGCUGUUCCCAUCUGUCCACGACGCUGUAUUGCACUGUCAACACCAGAUGGCGCCCCAACAGCGCUAUGGGAUACAAUGACUCCCCAGUCCAGUGAUUCCCCCGGGGAUGGGGGGGGGGGGGGGGCGCAUUUGUGUCACAGUGCACUGAUUAAAUAGGAAAUAUAGGACAAAAUGCCAAGGAUGGACGUGUUGCGGCUCCUGCCAGGCACAGCUUCGCUUCUGCUAGCUGCCAUUCCAUUGGAGAUCCUGGAGACGGUUAUUUAAAGCUGCCACUUCAUCUCAAGGGGACGCAAGUACAGGGGCUAUGGAUGCGUUUCACAGUGGGAGCUUGUAAAAGCUUAAACUUUUAAACAACAUAUUUUUUUCAAAUGAGAUUUAUAACGACAGUCAUUCCGAAAGGAUUAAUGUCAGACACAGUGUGGUUAACUGAGAAGAAGUGUGCCGAAUGGUACUCAGUGUCCACCUUGUAGUUACGCAAGUUUUAUGCCUCCCGGUGGUGAGUGAGUUUGUCCAGCUACAGCUGCACCGAUAAGAGUGAACCAUUCGGUUCCAUUACGCUGAAAUGUUGUAUUGUACUCAUAUUCAACAUAUUGCACUAGUCUGACUUUUAAUGUGAAACCUGAGAAUUACAAGCAGUGCAACUGCCAUCCAGUAAGAGGCACUAAUAGGCAGGUUAAAGCCGGUCUGCUGCUGACUAAGACCUGGGACCACCUGCUUGGUACUGGGGGUAUUUUUCAAUGCUGGAUGCUGCAAUGUCAGCGACAUCGGUCAUUGCUGAGUAAUGAUUUGGUUCUCCUACUCUCAUUUCUGUCACUUCCCUCUUUGUUUACACAGCACAGGUCCUGAUGUGCAUGAUUUCUAAAUGUUACUGAGGUGGGGUUCCCAACUUCUUGAUAUCCGAGGACCAGUUUGUCGUACAAAUUUUUCGCAGAGCCGGGAGGUGCCGGCAGUGAAAUUUCUUGGGGCUUUCCUGAUUAUACCAUUAGAAAAUGGGAGAAAGAAUACAAUUUGUACAGAAAUAUGGGAUAAAUUGCAUAUUUUCAGGGAUUAUUUUACAACACGGCACAGGAUCCGGUUGAGGGUUGGGAUCCUCUAGAGCUUUUUAUACAGAUGAAAUGAUUGUAUUAGCCAGGGCAGCUUGAACACCUUCUUUUAAGUUAAAUGAGAGAUUAUAUCUGUGUUUGAAUUGUGUCCGGCUGACUUUAUGUUUGUCGUGAACUUGUUUCACAUUCACUGUUACCGUCUUCUGUGGCUCACUGCAGUUUCAUCUGGAUGACAAGGAACCAAGGCAACAUUGUCCUGCUGAACUUAUUACUCAGUAUGACAGCAAAAAAGCAUGUGGAGGCCAAAUUUUUGGAAUCAACAAUGAUUUUAAAAUAUUAGACCAUUGUUAUAAAAGAAUGAUUUUGUAUUUAACACUGUAAUCUACACUGAGGAUAUAAAUGUGUAUAUAUAUAUAUGUGACUGUGCUGUAUAUCAACAAACCUUCAGGUGAAGCUAAUCUUUCAUGCAGUUACUGUUAUGCGAGUCUGUUACCUGUUGGGAUUUCUGGGCCUUGACUAAUCUGGACAUUUUACUCAAGCCUACAAAAGUUUGACCGUAGCCAGAGUCCGUGUCCGUUUCAUUCUAAAUAGGUGUCAUUUUUGUUAUACAUGGGAAGACCCUCUAAAAAUUGUUAAAUGGCCAAAAUCACCGCAUAUUGUACAUUUACUAUUUAGAAGUUUGUUUUGGUGAUGUGGUGAAAUUUCAGAUGAUUAUGCCAAAUAUUUUUGUGUAACCAAAUGCAUUAAAGUAUAUUUUAGAAAAUAAGUGCACCCUUUAAACACCAUUAAAAUUUUUUAAAUCACAUCAGCUUUGAAUCAGCACAGAUACUGCCAUUACCCCCCAUCACAGGUAAGGGAUGUUAAAUGGUUAUGCGCCUUUAUUCUCAGUCUGGCUUCCUAUGGUAGAGGGUAGCAUAUGUAAUGUAUCCCCACUGCAAGUAUCAUUGUCACCAGCAGCAGGCAGUGUGUAUUGAGUAUAUGUGGCUGUAAGCAUUUAGUGUUCACGUUUAUCACGUACGCUGUACUGUGACAGAUGUACAUCUGCAUAUGUGUUUGCACACAAUUCCUGCCACUAAUAAAAUCUCAAAUUGCACAAUG
Paramormyrops kingsleyae is the source of this 4702-nucleotide messenger RNA. It is a transcript of the gene slc26a5, whose product is annotated as solute carrier family 26 member 5. Gene Ontology annotation, biological process: sulfate transmembrane transport. Gene Ontology annotation, molecular function: secondary active sulfate transmembrane transporter activity. The record is from RefSeq and is a predicted model, not a curated record. Lineage: Eukaryota; Metazoa; Chordata; Actinopteri; Osteoglossiformes; Mormyridae. Gene Ontology annotation, cellular component: membrane.